This is a messenger RNA of Rhodotorula toruloides NP11, 522 nucleotides long. Its product is annotated as PRO41 protein. Bases 1 to 522 code for a protein of 173 amino acids. The record is from RefSeq and is a predicted model, not a curated record. NCBI's taxonomy places the organism in Eukaryota, Fungi, Basidiomycota, Microbotryomycetes, Sporidiobolales, Sporidiobolaceae. The transcript is spliced from 5 exons.
AUGGGCGCCCUGAUCUGGCAUGACUGGGCCCGCCUCCUCGCCCUCACCUCCGGCGCCUAUGUCGCCUGGGCGGCCUUGUGGGGCUUGGUCUACCGCAAGUACUUCUGGGACUUUGUGGGUGGACGUCUCGGACCGCAUGGCAUCGUCCCGCCGCCUCAGGCUGCACUCUUCGAGAAGAUCAUUGUCGAGCUGCCGGUCCUUCAGAUCGUCAACAUCGUCAACGGCCUCGUCACUUUCUCGCUCGAGUGGCCGCUCCCGGUCGUCAAGAAGCUCAAAGUGUACGGGUCGAUCAAGCUCAGGCUCGGGCUGUACCUUUGGUCGGCUUUCGUUGCAGCCGUCGUCUACCAGACCGCCUUCGCUAGCCUCUUCUACCUCACGACCUUGCUCGCCUACGCCCGCGCUCUCAGGCAAAUUCCGCUCAACUUCCCCGUCUUUCGCGCUGACUCGAUCACGCUCAUCCACAGGCUUGGCGAAUCGAUCGUCGAGGUCAAGACGGUUGAAGGGCGCCGCGGUAGGGUGUGA